CUGGCGCACGUCAGCCGAACCGCCAAAGAUGUCCGCCCCCACUGCCUGCGCCCCGCUGCAGCUGGGUUCUGUUUGCCAGGAGAGCUGAUCAGAGUUAAGGUGUCUCGGGCACAGGUCGUGGCGCGGGAGAAACUAGGGCCAGACUCAGGAUAUCGCGGAAUAUCAGGAGAAGCGGCCCUUCUGACGGUUGAGAAAACGGGCUCUGAGCCCAGGUUGGUGAUGAAGAGCGACGCCUCGACCUCUGCAGCCCCUCUUAAGGGGCUUGGGGGCCCCUUGAGGAGCAGCGAGCCGGUGCGCGUGGUGCGGGUAGCGUCUCCCGCGGUGCAUCUGCUGGAGGAGGCGGCCGACCUCCUGGUGGUGCACCUGGACUUCCGCGCGGCGCUGGAGACCUGCGAGCGGGCCUGGCAGAGCCUGGCCAACGACUCUCUGACCGAAGAGCCCGCGGGCACCUACUUGGAGGUGAAAUGCUCCCUGUGUAUUGUGGGGAUCCAGGCCCUGGCAGAAAUGGAUCGGUGGCAGGAAGUUCUCUCCUGGGUCCUUCAAUAUUACCAGGUCCCUGAAAAGCUACCCCCGAAAGUCCUGGAGCUGUGCAUUCUUUUAUACAGCAAAAUGCAAGAGCCUGGAGCAGUACUGGAUGUGGUCAGUGCCUGGCUUCAAGACCCAGACAACCAGAACCUUACAGAAUAUGGAGCUUUGUGUGAACUUCACAUACAGCGGGUGCUACUGCCUCUGGGCCGCUUGUUGGAGGCUGAAGAGCUUGUGGUGGGCUCUGCAGCCUUUGGUGAGGACCAGCGACUAGAAGUGCUCCAGGCUAUUCGUACAGUGAGGCAACAGCGGAAACAGGAAUGCUCAGGCUCACAGGAGGCCCCAAAACUAAACCAGGAAGGCUCAUUUUCCCACAAGUUCCUGUCACUACUGAUGCUGCUUCGUCGACUUUGGGACUGUGCUGUGAGCCACUUCCUUUCUCUGUCCUUCAAGAGGAGCCUCCUUGCCACCUUGAUCCUCUGUCUCUUAGUGGUAAGGAUUGAUCCAGCAUCUCCUUCUUCCCUGCCCUUCCUCUACCAGCUGGCUCAGCUCUUCCACCGGAUCCGGAAAGCCAUGUUUGCUCGCCUCUACCAGCUCCCCCUCCAUGACUGAGUAGUCUUCCACAUGCACCUUAGCCUCUCAUUUUCCACCUCUGCCACAGCAGAAGGAGAAUAGUCUUUUCCAUGGUGCCAGCCAGACCUCUGUUGGAGUGGGGCCAACCUCAUUCCAGGGGGAACAUUCUGGAUGAGUGAACUGUGUCUAGCUGCUGUUAUGCCCUCUAAGCACCCACUUCUCUGCACUCUGCACUCAGGCCCCUUGGAAGGGAGGGGUUUGGGGAUGGGGAAUGUAUCCCUGAAACAUUCCAUUUUUCUUGGCAAAGACACAGGGUGACUUUCCAGGUCAGGGUGUUGAUGGAGCCAAAGGUUAAGAAAUGUCCUAGUGGAGUGACCCUUGACCUUUCACUUCCUUGUAAACCUUGUUUCUGAAAAUCUUCUUAUAGGACAGCACUGUAAUUAAAGUGAGAUCAGCGAGAGCCUCCCUCUUUUCUCCUGUUUCUCUCCAUAGACCUGUUAUAAUUACAUAUCAAGUCACUGUUCCCCUGGUCCUGCAGUGGGUAUGAAGGCUUCCUGCUGCUUGAGGCCUCUCGCUGCUUGGAAUUGGGUGGGGCUUUCGGAACUACCCAGGUGACCACUGAAAGCAAAGUGAGCUUGCUCAGCCUUUAUCGCUGGGUAAAGUGAUCUUGCUUGGUGCCUCUUGGUCUUCAGCUCACUUAUCCAGCAUGUUAGUGGUCAAGCCCUGCUCAGUUACACUCAGUGUCCUUGCCUACUCUUUCUGCCUGCCACUCUCUCUCCUUCCCUGAAGACUGCCCCAUAGUUACUUAUCUAGUUUUUGUCUGUAUCCUUGUGUCUUUGGUACACGCUGUGGCAAGUCCUCCCCCGCAUGCCCUGUUAUCCUAAUUAUAUUCUGUUGUUUGUAUAAUGCCCAAAUUUUUCUGCUCGUGUAGACUUGAAAGUAGGCCAGCCUCAGAGGCUGAUGAGCUGAAAAUGGAACUGGGUAAUCAGGUGAGCUGGAAAAGAUGCGUGGGGGCUGGGCUGAGGUAAGAUGUGGUCUUUGAAGGCAGUGAAUAAUAGGCUUUAGGGAAGGAAGCCUUGGCAUUGGCAUUGAGGAGUUGAAACAUUUGAGUGGGUUUUUUUCUCAUGUUUCUUUGUAAGUAAAUGUAGAGUACUACUGUGUCAGAAUCAUGAAAGCUUCCUGCCAGGGCUGGCCUCUUCAUUGAAGGCCAAGCAAGCUACCCAUACUGGAACCCCUGUCAACUUUGAUGCCAAGAAUACAGGAGGUACUUAUUAGCUUUGUGUUGGUUCAUUUUCAGGGUUUGUGAGUUAACUUCUCUUUAGAGAAAGAAAAAGUCAUAGACCCUUAGAAUUAAAUCUAAAACCCUAGGACAUGGUCCAACUCUUUGCAGGAAACAAAUCUAUGCUUUUUAUAAUAUCCUUUAAAUUGAGUUUAGAACCCCAGGGAGACAAAGGGAAUCAGGCAAAUUUUGAGAUUCCCUCCUGUAGAAUAAAUUUUUUUGAGAUGGGGGUCUUGCUGGUUUGCCCAGGCUGGCCUCAAACUCCUGGGUUCAAGUGAUCCUCCUGCCUCAGUCUCCCUAGUAGCUGGGACUUAUGUACCUGGCUUAGAAUGAUUUUUUAAAAAUGAAAAUCUGAAAAAAGAAAAGAAAAUCUGUCCUAUAUACAAGCCUAGAGAAAAUUCUUUAGUGGUUUCCAUGAUCACCAGGAUAAAAUACAGAUUCUUCAUGUUAGUUAAGACCCAUUAGGUAUAGGUUUUGGUGAAAUACUUCCACUUUUCUGUGGGAACUCUAUUCCUUAGACAUUCUGCUUCUAACCACCAGGCAAUCAGGUUUUCUGUAGGCCUUUCUGCUGUAGGUUGAUGCUCUGCUGGAAGGCCCUGUUCUUGCUCUGGAGAGCUCCUCAACCUUCUAGACUUGUUCCAGGGAGCCUCUGGGAAUCCUUCCCCAAGCCCUCCUGCUUCCAGGUCUUGUUUCUUUUCUUUCUUUCUUUUUUUUUUUUCCUUGUUUCUUAUCCCUUGUGACCUUAUUGUUGCAUAAUUCCUCAUUGCCUCGAGUGCUCUGAGCUGUUUGAGGCUGGUAGUGUGGCUGUGGUGGUUUUUAAGAGUAGGACUCUGAUCCUUUAUGUAAUCUAAUGUUUCUCAACCUCAGGUUCUCAUCUCUUAAAUUCUUACCUCACAAGGACUUUUGGAUGAGUAAAGAGGUUAUUCAUAAGGAAGCACUUAGCACAUACUGCCCCAGGGAGGAGCUCUUGUGAGUGGUUGCAGUUACCAGGUCCAGCUGUAUCCCAGGGCCCAGUGGGGAACCUAGAAAUGAGAAGGUGCUCAGAGGGUUUAAUAAGUGGAUCAAUGUAAGUGACAUAAAAGGGCUACAUGCUUUUGGUGAAUUUGUGCUGUUUUGUGUUGUGAAAAACCUGAACAUAAAGACUUGAUUAUGUACAACUCAUUUUUUUUGUUCUCCCUCAAGCUCCCCAGUGUCAUUCAGCUUUCAGGCCUUUAGGAUCUCUGUUGUUUGUCCUGAAUUCUACAGUGCUCUCUGGUACCUAGCCACAGCUACCAGGUGAGGAACUCAGAACUCAUCCUGCUCCUGUGACCUCACCUUAUCUAUGGAUGUAGGCUGUGCUCAUUUCUGGACUUAAUGAUGUCAAAGUGAAGAGAGGGCUUUCUUGUCAGACUUUCUAAACCUGCAGUGUUCAGUACUUUGGCCAUCAGUCAAAUAUAGCUUUUGAGCAUUUGAAAUAUGGCUAGUCCAAAUUGAGAAGUUUUGUAAUUGUAAAAUACAUACUGGUUGUUGAAGACCAAAUUAAAAAAAAAAAAAAAAAGGAAACUGAUUUUUUAA
This is a messenger RNA of Sciurus carolinensis (gray squirrel), 3931 nucleotides long. RefSeq names its product peroxisomal biogenesis factor 26 (gene Pex26). Bases 220 to 1137 code for a protein of 305 amino acids. Gene Ontology annotation, molecular function: ATPase binding; protein-containing complex binding. The transcript is spliced from 6 exons. Lineage: Eukaryota; Metazoa; Chordata; Mammalia; Rodentia; Sciuridae. Gene Ontology annotation, cellular component: peroxisomal membrane; peroxisome. The record is from RefSeq and is a predicted model, not a curated record. Gene Ontology annotation, biological process: protein import into peroxisome membrane; protein import into peroxisome matrix.